UAUUUGGAAAAGAAGCGCGCAACUGAAAAAAAUGGCGCAGGGAGAACGCUACAGCAAACCAAUGCACACUCAAAAACGUCCUUUGUGACAUUUGAUUCACCAUGUCGUUACUGAAACCGUUUAGUAGGCGGCCUGCUCUGAACACCGCUACCAUAUUGCUGGUGGAAAGAGAAGAAGAGUUUCAGCAGAGAUUAGCUGAAGUUCUGGUGGAGGAGACGGCAGUCACGUUGAAUGUGAGACUAGCAAAGAGUCUCCCUCUGCCCUUCGAGAACCAACACAGUCGCCCCAGGAUAGACUUGGUGGUUUUCAUCGUCAACCUCACCUCUGAACUCAGUCUGCAAUCUGCCCGAGCUUCCCUCAAAUAUUUGGACCCGGGAUAUUUUCUUGGAAAAGUCUGCUUCAUGGCCACCAACGCACGCAAUGCAGCCGUCCCCCAAGAGCGCCUGGACACCCUCAGAGGGCUGGCUGCGUCCUUACGCUGCACGCUGCUCUUUGCAGAGGAUCAGGUUCUCCGCUGUGGCAGCGGUGUUAAUAUUUGUCCCCUGCAGACGGCAGAUGGUGCAACCAACGCCUCAGAGAGAUUGCUGACCAUCCUGAAGGUGGCGGCCGGUCUCGUUCCCAUGACGACAGCACUCUAUCUGUCCAACCUGACAAUGUGCACAGUGCCCUCAAACACUAACGAAGUGGAUUUUGAUUAGUUACCGCCAUCGGACUGGCAAACUCUCUGACUUUAACAUGAUUAUCUUCUCUGUGGUUGUACUCUGCUGUCGAUGACCUUUUAUUUAUUUACAGUCUUGUCCAAAUCUGGCAAUAGUCGGUACACCUUCACAAUCCCAUACAAAUAACAAGGCUUAGUCAUGGAUGUGAACCGCACUCAUCAUACUUGUGAGGCAUUUCUACUCGCUUACCUUCUUGAGCUAAAAAUCAACCCAUUAAGAACACCUCAUAGUAUAUAUAAUGCAGUGCCGUUCUCAAAUCAGCUUGUUUCGUCUGUGUGUAUUUCUAUCCAAUCUGUAUCCAGGAGUCAACUAAAACAUGUUCAAGAUCAUAUUUCCACAUAAACUGAUUUCUACCCAUGAAAGAGGUUUUAAAUGGUGUCAAAUAUUUAAGCGCCGUGCAGUGGUUGAGGACCCCCAGGGGCGGCUUGUUGAUGGCGGUCUUUGUGCCCCAUGUCACGUUUUCAUCCCGCAUUGAUGCACGUGUGCACUUGCUAUUAAUAGGUUGUCAUCAUGUCAGUUAUCAGUCAUUCAUGUUCAUCUGUUGUUUUGUAGCAUGCAGCAAGACACUGGAGGCACACGAGGGGGGCUGAGGAAUUUGACUGGUAAUUUCAAAAUCCUUGCUCCGAAGUGUCUUUCAUUUAACAUUUAUGGCGGCAAUUUGACCGAUUAAAAGAAAAAAAUGGGGGGAGUGGGGAAUUAACCAGGCUUCUGGUUACUAUAAAGUGGAACUGAUUCUGAUAAAGCUAUUCUAUUCCCUCCCAUUUAAUAACAACCCAAAAUGCAGUGCAUCGUGAAUCUGCCCAAAGAUAGAAUAUUAAAAGAAAUGUCACGAAAGGUGAAAAUAAAAAGUUGAGAACAUAAAUUCUAAUAUCGCUCGGAAGAUGAACUUAUCCCCAAAUCAUUAAAAAUAACUGACUCAAUGAAAUUACUGCAGUGUUGGUCAAGCUCCUUUUUUAAAUGUCAACAUAAAGUAUUAAAAUGCCCUUUUGCUCAAAUUAGUCUUGUCCUUUUCUCUGCUUGAUACGAAUGUAUUUAUGUGAACUGAGUGUGUGCUAGAGCUGCAUUGACUACAGUGGUACCCAUCUCUAGUCUGCCCAAACUUCUCUGGAAGAAACUUAAAAGAUUUUGGGUUUGGUAGUUUGAAUCGUUGUAACAAUGCUUCUUGCCAAUAUAUUUAAUACA
Hippocampus comes (tiger tail seahorse) is the source of this 1901-nucleotide messenger RNA. RefSeq names its product proliferation associated nuclear element (gene pane1). The record is from RefSeq and is a predicted model, not a curated record. NCBI's taxonomy places the organism in Eukaryota, Metazoa, Chordata, Actinopteri, Syngnathiformes, Syngnathidae. The transcript has 6 exons. Bases 102 to 698 code for a protein of 198 amino acids.